AUGUGGUCGGAUCCAACGUCAUCAAACAUGUCUUAUGGAAACCAAUGGAUGAAUCCAACAUUUUAUAAAAACAUGACUAACGAACAAGUGGAUUGGGCAAGUUUGGCUCAACAAUGGAUAAAAAUGAAAGAAACUUCACCCGCCAUAUUAUCCCCUGGACAACAAGUAAAGAUGCCGCUUUCUGAACAAAGUUUGCACAAAGUUGGUCAGCAUAUAGAUGUAGUACCUCAGAAUCCCUCAAACGUAGCAGCAGUAACAAAUAAAAUGUUUAGUGAUCAUAAUAUUGCCAGUCCUGUUACAAGAAAUAAUAUUGAAAAACCAACAGCUUGGAAUACAUGGACUUGGCAGCAACAGCAACAAUCAAAUUGGAAUUGGUCAUCUACUUCAACAGCUCUACCAACUAAAGCACCAAUUGUAGAGUCAGUUAAUUCACUUAGACCAUCUUUUGUACCUCCUAUAUUAUCCGAACCACCUCCAUCUUUCCCAAUGAUGACGCUAAACACACCAUACCCACCUAAUAAUUAUUGGGCAGGGCCUAAUACUACAGUUCCACCGCCUUCUGAAUCAAAUCAAUGGAAUAAACUUAAUGUGAUUUCCAAGGUGGAUGAUAGAACUCAAGAUCCAUCAUUUAUUGAUGCGGCAAAAAGAAAGCAAUUGCCUGCUUGGAUUCGAGAGGGACUUGAAAAAAUGGAAAGGGAAAAACGACGUAAAAUUGAACAAAUACAAUCGUUUAGUGAACCUGAUUGUUCUAAUUCAAUGAAUGAAAAUUUUAUUCAAGAAUUGCCCGAUUCGCCAAUUAACUUUGAUCAUGAAACUGAAAUGGUCGAUGAUGAUAUUGAACAUGUGUCUUCAAAUUACAUCAAUGAACCCAGAAAAACCGAGUUUGUGCAGAAUGACCCUUCUCCUCUCAUUCCACGUAAGACUAAAGCUCAAAUCUGGGGAGAUACGAUGUUAAGUCUACGAAAAAUUCUAACAAAAUUGUUAAUGGAUGUUACUAAUGAUAUGAUGUUAAGUGUAGUUAAAGAGGUGCUAAAAACUGCUGUACAAACAGAUAUUCGAGGAAAUCAAAGCCAAACAUCAUUAGCUGGUAAGCUAGGGCUCGAAGUUUAUGGUUCAGAAUCUGAGUCAUCGGAUGAAAGUGACGAUGAACAGCACUCAACCCGACACAAGCAAUUUAAACAAGAUUCUGAUGAAGCUAUUCAAGAAAGAAUAUUGAAACGCCAACGUGAGUUCAGUAAUAUUGAAGCAAGGAUACUUAAAGAAUUGGAUCAACUAGAAGACAAGGAAAAACUUGUGAGGUCUAAAUUUGAUAACAGUGUCAAGAUGAGUGAAGAAAUUAAUGAUAUUGGUAGUCAGGUAGUGGAAAACAUUCGGACAAAAGGGAAUAAUGAAGAUGUAGGAUCUAACCAAAAGAUUGACAAGAGUCAUGAUAUAGUCAAAAAUGAAUUACUUGAUGAUUUGAAUAUUAAAAAUUUACAAAAGAAAAAGAAAUCUAAAUCCAAAAGAUCAUCAAGUUCUAGUUUGUCAAGCAGUAGUAGUGAUAAGAUGAAGAGCGAUAAUACUAACAGUAAAAUAUAUAACUAUAAAAAAAACGAUAAAGUUCAAUCAAAAUCUUUGAACAAAAAAAUUUUAAAAGAUGGUGUAAAAAUAAAACGAAGAUCGCGAUCUAGAAAUAAAAGUAGAUCGCGAUCAAAACAUAGUAGUAGGUCACGUUCAAGAUAUUAUAGAAGAUCUCCACAUAGUUUUAGAUCAAGACAAAGUCGAUCGCCACUAUCACGCCAUUCAUAUUCCAGAAAGUAUAAAAGCAAACGAAACAGUUCUUCUAGUUCAAAUGAAUCAAGAACUAAUAAACACCGGUAUAGACGAUAA
Molecule: messenger RNA, 1869 nt
Organism: Macrosiphum euphorbiae (potato aphid)
Lineage: Eukaryota; Metazoa; Arthropoda; Insecta; Hemiptera; Aphididae
Source: the annotation of a GenBank genome assembly